Molecule: messenger RNA, 1558 nt
Organism: Mytilus trossulus (common blue mussel)
Lineage: Eukaryota; Metazoa; Mollusca; Bivalvia; Mytilida; Mytilidae
Exons: 2
Coding region: 116-1531 (471 amino acids)
Source: RefSeq, a predicted model, not a curated record
AAAUAAUAUUACAUAGUUAUAUAUCUGAUCAUUUCAUAUCCUUGUGGUAAAUACGUGCACUUGAACCAUAACAUUAAUUCAAUAGUAUUUGUGUUUCAACAACUAAAAGUUUGUGAUGGCGGAUAAUAGGUUGUCUGAUACAACACCCAUUGUUAAUCACGAUGAUAACACAACAACGGAAAGUAAAGAAAAUAUUUGUCAGGGGAAAAUUCCAAAUCAACUAAGUAGCUACAAGGAGUUUCGAACGAGGGUCAAAUUGUUGUCUCAUAUUAAACUUAAACGAACAGGUGGCUACUUCCACCAUCUUGUUGUGUUGGCAAUCUCUCCGGUAUCUGAUGGGGUAGAUGCGGUCACCAUUGGGCAUUACACAACAUCUGCUGAAAUAGGGACGGAGAGUAGUCAUGGUAUUGGAAAAUUUAUACAGCAGACGAUCUUCAUUGGAGAAAACGAUACAAACGAUAUUUUUGAUUUUAAACAGGGUGUGUAUUUAGUUGAAAAGGAGAACUAUCCAAAGACAAAAGAUGAAAUUGAGGAAGCUUUUAAUCGUCUCAGCGAAAGAAUUGGUGAGAGAAUGUAUGAGAUAUCAUCAAAUAAUUGUGAGCAUGCAAUCAACUUUAUUUUGACCGGAAAGAGCGUCAGUCAUCAAGCAGACACCAAAACUUGCUCCCGGAUUUGCUUUAUUGAUUUGAUCAAUAUUUUGAUAAUAGAUUGUAAAGAAGUAGGACUCAAAACAGCUUUGUUAGUAGCUGCCCUCGGUGCCAUUGCUGGUGCAUUGGUGCGAAGAGCUUACGUAAAAAUAAUUGUUGCAGCUAUUGUCAGCCUUACCGUUGAAAGUAGUAUCAUUAAAUGUGGUGACACAAGGGGAAGUAAUUUACGCAAAGAAGCCGAUAUCAGAAUAGAUUUGGCUGCGCAUGUGCCCGAUAUAAAACGUGUUCUUAGCAAAUCCAGUAUUGCUAUCCUUGACAACAUGAAGAAUCACACUGAUACUACUUUUGUUUGUAACAUUGCAGAGAAACUUAUCUAUGAAGCAGCGUUGAAGGCGAGUUUGGCGACUGUUACUGUCGCUAUAGGAAUUGAAUCAAUAUUAUUUUUGUCUUUUGUGUUUUACAAUUUAAUUCCAAGGCGACGAAAGAAAACAUUAGAUGACCAGCAUCUUUGUCGGCUCCUGUUCAUGCAUCUGUUUUCAGGAUAUGGUUCGAUCGGACUUGCUGUAGUUUGCGGAUAUUUCGCUUUUUUAGACUUAAAUCGUCCUGCUUUGUCUUUCUUUGGAAUUGUAUUUGGCUGUUGUAUCGUUUUUCGAUAUAUAUUGACUUGUACUUCCGGUUUGGUAUUUAACGUCUGCUGUUGUCAUGGUUGCUGGAUCUGUUUUCAGUCAAGCUGUUGUAAAUGUUUCGAGGCUUUUUGUCGUUGUAAAUGUUAUAGGUGUCAUUUAAGUACCUUUUGUUUUAUUUGUCUGACUGCAUUAAUCAUUAUCUCUGUUGCUUUACUUUUCAUUGUGUUCUGGGACGAUCGUUCAUAUCUUCGGAUUUAAGUCGUAGAGUGAGUAUUAAAGAAUGCA